CUCCAGUCAAACUAUUUUGCGGUCGUUGUACAUGUUACAUUAAGAUAAAAAAAAAUGUGAACGGGUCGUCUCGUCUCAGCACUGUAACCCACAAAUGCGUGUGCGUGCUUGUGUGUGUGCGCGCAUGGUGGGGAACGGCGAGAAAAGAUGGCGGCGCUGAAAGAGGAGCAGUGCUACGGGCUGUCCUGUGGAAGAGUGAGCAACGGCAGCAAUGUCUCCGUCUUUCACGUCAAACUCACUGACAGCUCGCUGAGGGCCUUUGAAGGCUACCAGAGUGGCAAGGUCCUAUCAUCACAACCAUUGAUCACGUUUAAUGGAAACCAAGGGAAAAUUUCAAUACCACGGUCUGAAAAUUCCAAUGAGCUACACACGUUUACUUUCUACCUGUCAAAUGUGGGCAGAGACAACCCACAGGGCAGCUUCGACUGCAUCCAGCAGUAUGUCACCAGCGAGGGUAGCAUUCAUCUGGAUUGUUUGGGUGCAAUCCAGGACAAGAUUACCGUAUGUGCCACGGACGACUCCUACCAGAAGGCAAGGGAGAGCAUGGCCCAGGUUGAAGAGGAGACACGCAGCAGGGGCGCAAUUGUCAUCAAGCCCGGUGGCAGAUACGUUGGGAAAAGAGUUCAGAUCCGGAAACCGGUAUCUGCCCUGUCCGACGUGGCCCCCUCGCGGCGAACGUCCCGACCUGUCAUCAUCUCCAGCAGUGCAGUGAAGAAAGCAAGUGCUCAGCACCGACCGCUCCGAGAGCGCCUAGUGCACCUGCUGGCUCUCAAGCCUUACAAGAAGCCUGAACUGCUCCUGAGGUUGCAGAAGGAUGGCCUCUUGCAGUCAGACAAGGACUCCCUGGAUGGCCACCUGCAACAGGUAGCAAAUCUGAAUGGGAAGGAUAACACGCUUACACUGAAAGACUUUUUAUAUAAGGAAAUUCAUAAAGACUGGCCUGGAUACACGGAAGGAGACCAGCAACUUCUCAAGAGAAUCUUGUUGAGGAAACAGUGCCAGGCUCAGAACAACACUGCUCCUCCAGCACAAAGCCCGCCCAAGGAGUUGGCUAACAGCUUGCCAUCUCAGAAACGUCCUGCUGCAGACUUCAUUGACCCUCUUGUCAAUAAGAAGCCGAGGAUAUCGCACCUUGCAAGCAAAGCUGCAUCCGCACCAAUCAACGGCAAGUUGUCCUCCUCCAAUGGGAAAGCAGAGACACAGGCGGCUCCUGUGGUGGAUGCCGCCUUGACGUCCAUCUCUCAGCCGCUCCCUGUAUUGGACAUCCCCCGUCCUUUCGAAGCGCUCUCGGACGUCAGCAACGAUUCGAGCCACAACGGGCGAGACUGCGAUGCCCAGGAAACUGCGUCGGAAAGGCUCAGUCAACCCCCUUUAGUGACAAGUACACCCGCCGCCGUCAGCACAUCCCCCACGCCGGCAACACGCGACAAGAGUCCGUCAGCCACCAGCAGCAAAAAAUCCAAGAAGAAGUCUAAGAAGCAUAAAGACAAGGAGAAGACGAGAAACAAGGAGAGAGUGAGAGACCAAGAGGAGGAAAAGGAGAGGAAAAGUGCUGAGGACAGAAUGCUUGAGCCUGACAGAACCUGUGACAUAAGCCCAGAAAACCUCAAAAGCAACAGUAUUCCACUCAAAAGCACAAAUCUGAAUGGGAUGUGCAACAACAGUACCAGUAUUUCCUUGUCAUCACCUGAGGUGACUGACUAUCUAUCGAAGUACAUGGUCAUCAGCUCUCCAGAGCAGCGUCAGAGGUAUAAAAAUGACUUCAACUCCGAGUACAGCGAGUACCGUGGUCUACACGCUCGGAUAGAGAGCAUCACCAAGCAUUUCACUGUGCUGGACAAUGAGCUUAAGAAGCUCCAACAAGGCACAGAAAAGUACAAGACAAUCCAUAAUCAGAUACUUCAAGAGUAUCAUAGAAUAAAAAAGCGUAAUCCCCACUAUAGCCAAGAGAAGAACCGCUGUGAAUAUCUACACAACAAACUGGCACAUAUCAAAAGACUCAUUGCCGAGUACGAUCAACAGCAACUCUGAAAGUGCAGUACUUGAUUUGAUUUUAUUUUUUUCAAUGAGGAUCUGUCCUCAUUUAGGCCAAAGGCUCAAACGAGAGGACUUAAACGAGGACAUGGGAUCUUUGUUGUCCUCUCUUUACUUUUCUUUUUGGGGGAAGAUACGAUGAUGCCGGGCCUCCUAGUGUGGUAUACGGACACAUCCAAGAAAGAGAAAAAAGAAGUGAAGCUGUUUUUCUCAGCCUACCAUUCUUAUAGUGAUGUGAAAGAAUCAGGGAUUUACACAAAAAACACUUUCUGGAGGAGGAGACGUCUGUCCUGCUUUUUGAGAAAAUGGAAGUUUUGAGUUAUAGGAAAAAUGAGAUAGCAGUCUUCUCCCAUUAUAUAUGGAGGUGAAUGUUUUUUUCUAUUUAUUUUCAGACCCUGAAAGUGUGGGGAAUAUCAGUACUUAAAGGCUGCCUCCCCUCCAUUUUGAAUGUCAGCCAGUAUUUUAUUCAGAAGCUGCCUUGCCUCGUCUCUGUCUAUUUUCUUCUUUUUCUUCUUCUCUCUUUAAAAAGCAGUGCUCCGAAAUGGUGAGCUUUGCUUGUUUUAUUCUAGAACAUGGGUGUCCACACUUUUUUCAGACUAAAACCAGUCCAAUGUAGUUAAUAAUACAUGCUAAAAAAAACACCAUAAUUGUAGCCGGAAGUGUUUAUUUUCACAACCGCAAAGACAACAAGAUGUUAAUUGUGAAACCUUAUACAUAGCAACUUAAUUGUUGAACCUUAAUAAUUUGGGGUGCAUGAGAAAGUUGAAAGGAAAAUAUUGGUUUUGGUCCUAUUUAUUAACAAGUCAAAUGUAGCUGCUGCCAUCUUGUGGCGUUAAUAAAGACUAAAUCCAUCCGUGGCACCAUGCACCCUGUUACUAUAGCAGUUAAUUGGAUAGAGGCUUUCUUGGAGCAUUUAUGCUAAAUACAUUUAAAAAUGCAAUAAUUCAAAAAAAAUUACUAGCCUUAGUUUUGUGACAAAUACUCCAUUUGCUAGUAUGGUGUCACUCCCGUCAAUAUUUUACUUAAUUUACGUUGCUCGUGCACUCGUGUAGCAUGUUCCAUUUAAUUUCUCAGAAUAAAAAAAAUGAAGGACCAGCCACAAAUGGACACCCCUGUUCCAGAGCAAAUCAGCUCAGACGGACACGCCUUCAUUCACUUCAAUACAUUGCAAGCUCCUCAAGGUUUUUCUUGAGGAGUUCUUCCUCUUACAAAGAUCUGGAGGUUGUCUCCAUGUCCGCACAUCAACCCCCUCCUGCUCGUCUAUAGAGGCGACUGCUAACAUGAAGCCAUCCUCGACAGUCUUUUGCUGCCCUGUUACCACUUUUGCCUUUUUUGUCCUCCUAACGUGAAGAUGAGGUCAAGCUCAGAGAAGCCGAAAAUGAGUCCAGUCCAUCAGCAUUAUGGAUAACUUGAUGUGAAUAUGACAAAUCAGCACUUUUAAUCCCCUUGCUGCUCACCGUGGAAGUCACUUAUGUAUUUUCUUUGUUGGUGCACAUGCUUUUUCCCUGGCUCCAUGAAUGAACAAUCCUCAGUUACCAAGCAAGCUUUCAUUUGCCGUCAUUGUGUGUGAAGAAGGUGGAAUUUAUCAUUAAGCCUCAUCAAGCAAACUCCCUCCUCCAAAUCCACUGUGAGUGAGCAUCAGUGACUAUUCCGCAGGAUGUAUCAAGUAAGUCAUUUGUGCCAAAAUUACCUGUUUGUAUAUAUAUUUUUUCCUUUCUCCUCAAUCUCUUCUUAUCCUCUCUUGAUGCUGAGCAAGCAAAAAGUAACAACAAAAGUAAGAGGACGACAGGAGGAUUUUGGAGGGUGAAGUCUCAUGGAUGAAAUGUUGGCGCUAAAUACCCAAAGCACGCUUUUUUUUUUCUUUUUUGAGAACCAUAAGGGACUGGAAAUCAUUUGUUUCAAUAAAAUUCUUUCAAAUCCUGAUUUCUCCUAUGACUAA
Doryrhamphus excisus (bluestripe pipefish) is the source of this 3973-nucleotide messenger RNA. The record is from RefSeq and is a predicted model, not a curated record. Lineage: Eukaryota; Metazoa; Chordata; Actinopteri; Syngnathiformes; Syngnathidae.